AUGGGUUUCCAGGCGGCUCGCUGCAGGGCAAAAGAGCAAGUGAGCAAGAGAUCCAAAGGAGAGAAAGCCCGGUCAAGAGGAAGAGGAGGGUGGGAGGCGACACUGCUCGCCUUUUAUUGCGGAAUGGAUGGAUGGGUGAACGGAUGGAUGGAUGGAUGGGAUGGGGUACGGGCAUUGAAUGAGAUGGAACGACUCUCCGGCCUCGCCCUGCUCUGGACCCCCGGCCGCAGCCCUCGCCUCGCACCACCCGCCGUCGCUCGAGUCGAGUCGAGCCCACACGUCCCCGAAACUCACGGCGGCGGCCCUGCCAAGCCCAAGGCGAGAAACCCCGGCGGCAGGGAAGACGCGGACACUCCCACGCACACACACGCCGACUUCGUACAGCGCACAAAAAAAUAG
Molecule: messenger RNA, 399 nt
Organism: Purpureocillium lilacinum
Lineage: Eukaryota; Fungi; Ascomycota; Sordariomycetes; Hypocreales; Ophiocordycipitaceae
Source: RefSeq, a predicted model, not a curated record